Chanos chanos (milkfish) is the source of this 1878-nucleotide messenger RNA. It is a transcript of the gene chaf1b, whose product is annotated as chromatin assembly factor 1, subunit B. Gene Ontology annotation, cellular component: CAF-1 complex; nucleus. Lineage: Eukaryota; Metazoa; Chordata; Actinopteri; Gonorynchiformes; Chanidae. The transcript has 13 exons. The record is from RefSeq and is a predicted model, not a curated record. Bases 1 to 1878 code for a protein of 625 amino acids. Gene Ontology annotation, molecular function: protein binding. Gene Ontology annotation, biological process: nucleosome assembly; DNA replication-dependent chromatin assembly.
AUGAAGGUGAUAACAUGUGAGAUUGCCUGGCACAAUAAGGAGCCAGUGUACAGUCUGGACUUCCAGCACAGCUCAGAGGGCAGGAUCCACCGCCUGGCCACAGCAGGAGUGGACACCACUGUGCGGAUGUGGCGUGUUGAGAAGGGUCCGGAUGGUAAGGCAAUAGUGGAGUUCCUGUCCAAUUUGGCGAGACACACAAAGGCUGUCAACGUGGUUCGAUUUUCGCCCAGUGGGGAGCUUCUGGCCUCUGGAGGAGAUGAUGCUGCCAUCCUGCUGUGGAAGCUGAAUGACAGUAAGGAGUGUGAUCAGGCUGUGGUGUUUCAGGAGGAUGAAGAUGCCCAGUUGAAUAAGGAAAGCUGGAGUGUAAUCAAAACACUCAGGGGUCAUAUAGAGGACGUGUAUGAUAUCAGCUGGACCAGUGACGGGAACUUCAUGGUCUCAGGAUCUGUGGACAAUACAGCCAUUAUGUGGGACAUCACUAAGGGUCAGAAGAUGUGUAUCUUUAAUGACCAUAAGAGCUAUGUGCAGGGUGUGACCUGGGACCCACUUGGACAGUACAUCAGUACACUCAGCUGUGACAGAGUUAUGCGUGUAUACAGUACACACAGCAGAAGAAAAGCCUACAGCAUCAGUAAGAUGGUCUCAGGCUCUACAGCAGAGGGAGAGGUGAAGAACUACAGGAUGUUUCAUGAUGACAGCAUGAGGUCGUUUUUCAGACGGCUCAGCUUCACACCGGACGGAUCAUUCCUGCUUGCUCCCGCUGGGUGUGUGGAAGCAGGAGAGAACAUCACCAACACCACAUAUGUCUUCUCCAGGAAAAGCUUUAAAAGGCCCAUAGCCCACCUGCCAUGUCCUGCUAAAGCGACUUUAGCUGUGCGCUGCUGUCCUGUUUACUAUGAGCUCAGAACAGGAGACACAGAUGAUGGUGCGCCAAAAUCAAAUCUCUUCCAGUUACCAUAUAGACUGGUUUUUGCUGUUGCCUCUGAAGACUCCGUUUUCCUCUAUGACACCCAACAGAGUCUACCAUUUGGCUACGUCUCCAACAUCCACUACCACACACUCAGUGAUCUCAGCUGGUCUGGUGAUGGUUUGCUCUUGGCAGUGUCGUCCACCGAUGGUUAUUGCUCCUUUGUGUCAUUUGAGGAGGGGGAGUUGGGCACCCCCCUGAAAGAGCGCCCUCCUCUUAAUAUCAUCACUCCCAGCGCCGCGGCUGAGAAGAAGGGCAAGAGGGCCUCAGCCAAUGGCAGGAUGGCCUCACCUGUGUCUCACUCCUCUGUCACGCCCACCGUGCAGGAGAAGGAAGCCCCAACUGCCCCAGCUACCACGGAGAUGCCCAAAGCCUCUCUCCCUGAGGAGAAGGCCACGCCCGUGGGGCAAAAAUCCAAACCUCAGCCCAGACGCAUCACACUCAACACCCUGGAAGGAUGGGGGAAACCCAGCACGCCGAAAACACCCAAAACCCAAUCCCCAACCCCCACCACACCCAAAACACACACCCCUACCCCCACAGCUGUCACCACGCCCCAGUCGGUGCCCGGCAGACUUACUAGCCCCGCAUCUUCUAAACCAACCCCUGUCACCCCCCUCAAUGCCAAAAAUACAGCCACACCUAAGGGACCCACACCCAGACGGAUUUCUCUCACUCCUGUUGUCUCCAGAUCACCAGGUUCCACUCAAGCCUUCCGCUCUCCAUCCUCUUCAGAAAAACCCAAGCACGAGAGACCCUCACCCCCCACUGACCCCGUGUGCAAACCCCCAGAGUCCAAACGAGCUAAAACUGAUGGCGCUCCAGCACCAGGGGCUUCUGGCGACCUCUCCGCCAACAGCAGUGAAGUGUGUGGAGGAUCAGAGUCCAGCAGUGAGGCUGUGGAUCCAUGA